UGUUUGUUUCCCGAGCAACUAAUCGAUUAUUACGUGCGAAAGUGUGUUUAGAAGAUUGGCAGCGAAGUGUAAAGCACAAAAACAAACAGAAAAUUACAGUUGUUGCAGCUACUGAAGUUGCUGCCAAGAUAGCCAACUCAAUCAUACCCGAUAGUCGUGCCUAAGUAUUGGACAGAGCCAAGCCAAAGUGAACAGCAAAAAUUUGCAAUCAGUUGCCUGUCGGUCGGCUGAUAAGAUAGCCCGAAUCCUGAGCUCUUACGCCUCGCCAAGUACGCUUCGACGAGUGACAACUCUAUUCAAACAAUCUUUCGACGGCUGACUUGCCAGGUCCAGAAAUAGGUUCGGGUUCGUUUAGUGAGGUACCACCAAAACUCUGUUGUUGCCUUCUUGCCCCAGUAUAGUGUGAAAAAAAAAGUGAAAACUCGAACAUCUUCUGAGUUGAGUGAUUGUUUUUUGUGAAGAACAACGGGAUUCAAUCGUUAAAAGAACAAACCGCAUCAAUGGCACCAGUUUAUAUCGGAGGCGUUGAAGGGGGCGCCACCCAUUCGAAGUUGGUGAUAUGCGAUCAGACGGGCAAGGUCAUCGCAUCGUCCAAAGGUCCGAGCACCAACCACUGGGAGGUCGGCAUACCGGAAGUGGCCAAACGGAUCGACACAAUGACCCGGGACGCCAAGGCACAGGCCCAGAUUCCGGAGACCCAUCGGCUCACGGUUAUGGGUCUGUGUUUGAGUGGGUGCGAACAGGAUGCCACCAACAAGCUGCUCGAGAGCUAUCUGAAGGCCAACUACCCGGAUGUAGCCGAACAGUAUCUGGUCGGCAGUGAUACGAUCGGGAGCAUUGCGGCGGCUUCCAACGUUGGCGGGAUGGUCAUCAUAUCCGGUACCGGAUCCAACACCUUGCUGCGGAAUCCGGACGGAAGCACCUAUGGUUGUGGCGGCUGGGGGCACAUGAUAGGCGACGAGGGAGGAGCCUGGUGGAUCUCGAAGAGCGCCAUCAAAACGGUGUUCGACCACGAGGACAACUUUCGCCGGAGCAAGCUGUGCGUACAGCGCGUUUGGCAACUGAUCCAGGAGCACUUCGACGUCAAAACUCGCCAAGAUCUGCUGGACCAUUGCUAUGCCAAAUUCAGCAAACCCACCUACUCCGGACUAUGCGCCAAGUUGGCCAAGUGCGCAACCGAAGAAAAUGAGCCACUGUGCCGGAAAUUUUUCGAGGAUGCAGGUCGGGAGUUGGCCCGAUCGGUUUGUGCCUUGUCGCCCAAAAUUAGCCCUGCCCUGAUCAAGAAGUGUGGCGAAGUAGACAUCGUGUGCGUUGGAUCCGUUUGGCUCAGUUGGGAAUUGUUGGAACCCGGUUUCACCAAGGAGCUGGAAAGUGCCAAAUUCAAGUAUGACCUCAAGUUGCUGAAGCUGACGAACACGAUGGCCCUGGGUGCGGCCUAUCUGGCUGCGGACACAUUCGGACUGGAACUUCCGAGGGAUUACUCCAAAAACUAUGAAGUAUUCUACGAGCAUCAGGCCGUUAUCAAUGGGAAUUCAAACGGAAGCAGCACCAACGGAACGAGCUCCAACGGGUCUGCGACGAAACUGAACGGAUCCGGAAACGGCACGACAAAUGGUUCCAGCAAUGGAUGCACGAACGGAAAAAAUGGUUCCACGACAAAUGGGUCCAAUGGAAAGUAGAAACAAAAAUCUCACCCAGAGUGAUGUCGUUGUUGUAAUUUUUUUUAUAAAACCUAGCGGAAACCGCACCUUGCUAAUCAUGCGCAGAGAACUGAGAUUUUAUGUAGGCACCAAUUUAAUUGUUAGAUAAAUGUUCUUUCGUGUAAAUGAAGGAAACGGAACCAGCAUAUAUACAUAAAGUAUUGAUGUAAAAAUUUAUUCUAGAGGCAGUGAACAAUAAUAAACAAUUGUAUGUAUUUACUA
Uranotaenia lowii is the source of this 1922-nucleotide messenger RNA. RefSeq names its product N-acetyl-D-glucosamine kinase. The transcript has 4 exons. Gene Ontology annotation, molecular function: N-acetylglucosamine kinase activity. The record is from RefSeq and is a predicted model, not a curated record. The coding region runs from base 501 to 1679 and encodes 392 amino acids. Lineage: Eukaryota; Metazoa; Arthropoda; Insecta; Diptera; Culicidae.